Molecule: messenger RNA, 1183 nt
Organism: Lasiosphaeria miniovina
Lineage: Eukaryota; Fungi; Ascomycota; Sordariomycetes; Sordariales; Lasiosphaeriaceae
Exons: 3
Coding region: 400-1107 (235 amino acids)
Source: RefSeq, a predicted model, not a curated record
CUCCUAACUCUCCCGCGCGUCGAUAGUACAACAUCGAUUUCUACCUACGGCGUACAUCAUAGAACAGCCCUGCUAGCAUGCCAGAUUAUCGCUGGGAAUGCCUUCGCCAAUAGCUAUUUCUCUCUCGAUAAGGCGGGUCAACAGCAAGCCCAGGUACCACUUGAUGGUAUCUUAAUAGACAAGGAUUACUACUUCAUCGUUGAAGGCUCCGUGCUUUAUCCUAUCGUCCCUAGUUUCCAAGACUGUGAGUUCCCCCACGACCGCAUCCCCGAUUGGUGGCCUCCUGUUUACGCCGGCUCUGUUACCACUAGAGACUGCAGUAUUACCAACGCUGGUUAUGCCGUCGAAGAAGCCCAUCUUGUGCCAAAAGAGGAAGAACGUUGGUAUAUGGAUAAUGAAAUGCAACAGUAUGGGACGGGCGAUAUCAAUAACCAAGGCAAUCUCCUUCCUCUUAGGAAGGAUAUACACUACUCGUUUAACGCUCGAUGGUUUGUUAUUGUUCCAAGGAUUGUUACUAUCGAUUCUUCCCUUCAUCCCUCCCUUCAAUACGUCACGCAUAUCAUUUCAGAGUCUGCAGCGGAAGUAUGGGCUACAUAUCAUACCACCCUCGUCGAGUCCCUCCAUGAUCAGUCUCGCGCUUACCUCUUUGCCCGUUUCGCUUGGGCUAUCCUUUUCCGGGCCAAGCUCUUCGUCAUCGCAGGCCAACGUCGUCACGUCAUCCGAGUCUCUAGAGAUGCAGAUGGCAAGAUAGAGCACAAGACAAUGUCUUGUACUGGGAUAGAGCUUCGGAACGCAUACGGCGGUGGAGGAUCAAAAACGGCAACCCCGCUACAUCUGAGGAAGAAGAGGUCCGUACAAGGCAGUCCAAAAGAAAGCGAAGACAGCUUUACAGAGUUAUAUGGGGAUAGCGAUACUGAUAUGGACGACAUGGACUGGAGAGAAUGGGGAAGACACAGAAGACAGGAGUCGUUAGAGGAGACUGCCCCUGAUAUCAUGGAGGAAACCGCCCCUUACACUAAGGUACACCUGGAACCAGCUCUUGAGGUGGAGCUCAGGACAGCUUUGCGCCAGGUCAUACUGCAGCAGGGUGUAGACUCGGGAGACUAGGCAGGGAUAAUACAAAGGUGCUGCGACUGAAGUAGAUCAUUACAGCAGGAUCACGAUAAUAUAGUAAUAACCUCUG